Molecule: messenger RNA, 316 nt
Organism: Staurois parvus
Lineage: Eukaryota; Metazoa; Chordata; Amphibia; Anura; Ranidae
Source: the annotation of a GenBank genome assembly
GUUAACACUGCCAGAGGUGCCCGGAGAAUACUUGGUGACGGCAUCAGGAGCUGGAACCGCCUUCAUGCAGGUCAUCCAGCGUUACCAUUCCCCCCCAGAAGUAAAGGACGCUGCAUUUUCCUUAUCGGUACAACCCCAAUGUUUGGAAGAUGGAAAACUGGCGAUCUUAUUGGAAUUCUGGUAUACAGGAAGUCGUAGUGGGGAAUACCAACAUGGUGCUUCUGGAGGGGUCCAGUCGUUGUCUGGCUUUGUUUCCCUGCCAGAGUCCAUAGAAGAGAUAAAGAAAGACUCGGAUGUGAAGCGGGUGGAAGUCAAG